AUGUUGACGGCAUCUGGUCUCAUGGUUGGCUUUGCGUUUGCGGCAAGCACCGUGGAUGAAUCUUGCAGUUAUGUAGUGAAUGUUUGCGGCCAUGAUUCUGUUGGGCUUCCACUUGCCCGAAGUAUGAACGCAGUGGAUGCCGAGUACGUAGAGCACCAUGGAGUCGAUAAUCUUAUUAUCCCCAUAUCCGUCAGCGAGCCGAAAGAAACAAAAAGUGGUGAUUACGCAUACUGCGUGGAUGUUGUCGUGCAUACGCUUUUGAUUAAAAAGUGCUGUCCCGGGCACCGCCUUCUUCAGCACUUGACGGAGAAACUGGUGACGCUUUCGAUUGAAUGGAUUCGAAAUGAGUGUGGUGUGCAACUGCUACCGAGGUCUUGUCGAAUCGCUGGCAACCCCUUUUACUUUGGCGACACCGUUGACACAUCGAAGUCAGUGGCAUCGAUAAUCGAGCAGGCCGCUGGGCUGCUUCAGAGGAAGUCAAGUAGUUCCGAUUCUCGAAAGGACGAGCAAGACACCAUUCCGGAGGCACUUAAUUUACUGAAGGCACAGGUACCGGAGUGCAAACAACCGCUGAUUCGUGAAGUGAUAUCAACACCAGGGAUCAAAAAAGGGUUUUUGGUGGACGGAAAUGCACGACUCUACAGCCCUGAGGGGAGCAGUGAAGGUUCUGGCAAAGCACCAGACCCUUUGGCACACAUCCCAGAAUCACUGCGGGAGAGGUGUCAAAUUAUUGACACACGAAGGAUGGAGGAGCUCACCGCUCCGCCUGCUAAAACACCCAAGUCCGUCGAUAAGACGCCAAGCCUGCACACUUCCGGCACGGUUGCUGCACCUACUUCUGAGCCUAAAAGAAAAGACGAGGCUAACUGGACCCGCUUCUCCAUAGAGCGUACCGGGGAGAAGGUGAUCAUUAGAUUUUUAGUGCCUGACAGUGUGGGCUCACUUCAUGACAUUGAUCUCUCUGCAACAAAAGACACACUGGAGAUUAAUGGAAGCGUAACUCAGCUGCCAGUGCCUAUCGUGACGGAUGACGUGCGGGCCAAAUUUGUCAAAGCCACACGGAUCUUGAUCGUGACAUGUCUGAUUGAUUUAUCAUAA
This is a messenger RNA of Leishmania mexicana MHOM/GT/2001/U1103, 1098 nucleotides long. RefSeq lists its product as hypothetical. NCBI's taxonomy places the organism in Eukaryota, Euglenozoa, Kinetoplastea, Trypanosomatida, Trypanosomatidae. The record is from RefSeq and is a predicted model, not a curated record. Gene Ontology annotation, cellular component: cytoplasm. Bases 1 to 1098 code for a protein of 365 amino acids. The transcript has a single exon.